UCGAUAGUUUCCCAGCUCUAAUUCGUGGAUUCGUGGAGCAAGCAAAUCGAAAUUGCCAGGAUUAAACGCGUUCCAAAUUAAAGCGGCGGUCAAACGGGCUGCCAGAGGACCACGGACAAUAGAUAGCCACCGAGCAGGACCACAGAUUGCGGGACAUAGUGCAAAUAUAGGUGUAAUUGGGGAGUUCAAUGCACGAAUAAUAUAUUUGGCCACACUUGCCAGUGUGCGUGUGUGUUCGGUGUGUGUGCCCCGCGCGCGAGUGUGUGUCCCACGACGCGAGUAUGUGUGCGUAUCUCUUAUUCGCAAGACUCGCGGAUGAAACUGCGUGAAAAGCAAAGCAAACCGAAAUCCAAGGCGCAGCCAUCGAGAAAUUACCAAAGGAAACAAUUGGCGGCCGGCAAGGAGCAACAACACUCUGGUCCUGGACGAUGGGGAUAUAACUGGCCGGGCGGGCGACGUCACGUCAAUUGAACCGAGCAACCGAUAGCCUGCCGAGCCAGAGCCCCAGAUCCAAAGCAGCAGCAGCUGUAGUAGAACGUAGCGGAGAUGUCAGAGCAGAGUCUCCACUGAGCCCGAAGUCAAGAUACGAAUGUUUUGGUGUUGUGAAAUUAUUUGUUUUCUCGUCGUUUCGUCAAUAUAAUCGUCAAUAUCUCUGCAAAUCGCCAAACACACAGUUAAUCCCCCUAGUGAUCACAGUUAUAGUUUUUUUCGUUCCAAAAUUUGCAAUACGAAACCAAGACAGUGCAGUGCUCGCUCCUCAAUAAACAAAGUCAGUUUGGUCCGCAGACAACAACAAGAAAUCACACACAGUCAGUGCUUGGGCAAGGAGAAGCCACCACCGACAGUAGCACGGCAGCAGCAGCAGCAGCCGUCGCAGUCGCGGCGGCAGCCGAAAAAGAAAACUUGUUUAAACCCCCAGAAAGAAGCGUAGAAAAAACUGAGAAGUGGAAUUCCAGAACCAAGUCAUCCCAGCAGCCGCGAGGCGACGUCACCAAACAACAACCAAAUACCAAACGCCAGUCACAGGCGGCGCAAGAGCCACAGAGCCUCACCUCGCUCUCUCUCGCACACAUCCUGAACCAUGGACGAGGAUGACAACUUGUCCAAUGCCGAUAUCAGCAUCGAGGACGAGGAGGCGGUUGAGCUGGAACGCGAGGCCAUGGAGGAGGAGGACGCCGAGGCCUCCGAUGUUGAUCUGUCCUCCGUCUAUGUGCUGCCACACAGUAAUGCGCCCAUUGCAGUGAUGGGCACCAGCAUGAACGCCACAACGCGAACUACUGGCGGAGGCAAUGGCAACGGCACCACUUCUGGCGGCGCUGCAUCUGCCGUGGCCGCUGCGGCAGCUGUGGCCGGAGCCAGCAUGACCACCAAUGCCAGCACAGCCAGCAAUUCGCAUUCCCCCUUUCAUGACUGGGACUCAAGUGUAGCGGCAGCCACGCCGCCACCGCCGCCGCCACGAGCAGCAUCUGCAGCAUCUGCAGCAGCUGGAGGAGCAGCGGCAGCUGGCUCUGGAACGGGAUCCGGAUCAGGAGCCCCGGGCGGGGAUGCGGGCGCCAAGGCCAGCUUCUUCUUUGGCGCCUCCUCAUUUAGUCUUCGCAGCCGCAAGGAGGUGGCCGCAUUGAUCAACACAGAGUGCUGCCGCGGCGGACCCACGCCCGAUCUCGACUCAAUAAUGGACACCCUGUUCAAUCCGGGCACGCCCAUCGAUAAUCCGGACAACAUCGAGUGGAUACGAUGGCUCAUUGCCGGCGGGCGAACGCCACAGGAGUUUGUAAAAAUUGUGCGCAGCUAUGACAACCAUGCCAAGUGUGGCCUGGUUUGGGUGCCCCAUGUAGUGGCAUACAGGUGCCGCACCUGCGGCAUCUCUCCCUGCAUGUCCAUUUGCCGCGACUGCUUUAAGAAGGGCAAUCAUGCCAACCACGACUUCAACAUGUUCCUGUCCCAGGCGGGCGGUGCCUGUGACUGCGGCGACACAUCCGUGAUGAAGGCCGAGGGCUUCUGCAGUGAUCAUGGCAUCAAUAAUCGCGUGAAUCGUGAUCCGGUGCCAAAUAAUCUCCUGGCUGUGGCCGAGGCCAUUAUGCCAAAGCUACUGUUCCGGCUGUUGCAGCAUUUUCGGGAGCAUAGCGACACCACGAUCCAGGUGCACGCAAUGACCUCGUACCUGUGCGAGGAGUUUGCCAACAUGCUGAUCGAUCUGAACAACAUGGGCGAGAUAAUGCGCAAGGUGAUGACGCGCACGCUGAUCAAUCCGGAGGUAUAUGCCUACUUCAUGGAGGCACCGUGUCUGGACACGCGCAACGGACGCUUCCUAAAGGCCAAUCGGGAGAAGUACGAGGAUGCGGUCAACAGAUUCCCCAAUCCCGAGCCGCCCGAUGAGUACAGGGAUUUGCCGGCGCUUGGCGAUACUCUGGUCCAUACCACACUGCUCGAGGAGUUCAUCUUUUGGACGUUCAAGUUCGAGUUUCCGCAGACCCUGGUCUGCUUUCUGCUCAACAUGCUGCCCGAUCAGGAUUAUAAGGAACACCUCACCCGCACCUUUGUGAUGCACUAUAGUCGCAUACCGUCCGUGCUGGAAAUGUCCCGCGAUCCGGACACACUCAGCAACCGUGUGGUGCACAUGAGCGUCCAGCUCUUCUCCAACGAGAGCCUAGCCCUCAAGAUGGUCAACGAGCUGUCGCUGCUGCACGUGAUGAUCAUCAGCCUGAAGCUAAUGAUGUCCAAGAUCCUCAUACAGAACACGCUGCAUGAUCCCUCCAAGAAUUUCCACUUUGUCAUCGAUUGCACCCGCCAGGUGAUGAAGGAUCACUGCUAUUGGCCGCUAGUCUCGGACUUCAACAACGUCCUAUCGCACGAAUCGGUGGCUCUGGUCUUUCUGCGGGACGACAACCUCAUCGACAUGUGGUUCCAGUUCCUUCAAAUGCUCCAGGGCAUGAACGUAAACGUGCGGGAGACGGCCUCGCAUGUGGAAUUCGAGCCGAAUAGCUAUUAUGCGGCCUUCUCCUGUGAACUGGAGGCCAGUGCCUAUCCCAUGUGGUCGAUUAUCUCCCAUCUGCAAGACGGCACUCAUGCCCAUUUGGCCAAGAAGAUCAUCAACUACUGUGUGACCACGCUGCACGAGUGGCUGGACUCGAUAUACUUUAUGGAGGCGCACCUGUCGCUGGAGGAAAUGAUGCAGGCCUCGUUCCACUUCCCAUUGCAUCGCUAUCUAGCCGCCUUUGUCUGCCAGGCGGUCACCAAGAUGGGCAUCAGUCUGAGUGAAGUGCUGCCCUCGCGUCCAUAUUUACUGCCCCUGUUGAUGAUCCAUCCGCUCCGUGUCCAGAGCUUCUUUUACGAGAUUUUGGCCGGAAAAUGGGUGCGCAAUGGACUGCAGAUCAAGGGCCAGGCGAUGACCUACAUCCAGGCGAAUUUCUGCAACUCGAUGGCCGACAUGGAUCUGUUCUUUCUGCAGAUCUGCGCCACCAACCUGCCGCAGUACUUCUUCCUGCAGAAGACCAUCGAGCUGUUCGACGUGGCCCAGUGGCUGGAGACGGCGCCGCUGAAGCAGACGCAGAAGACGGAGCAGUCGUCGAUGCUGGAGGGCUUCCUCACCUUCCUGGCCACGCUGGUCACGAGUCGCACCAAUCUGGGCAACGACGAGGCCACACAGUGCAUCAUCGAGAUCAGUGCGCUGCUCUCCACGGAGAACAAGACGCACUCGCAGCUCCUAGAACUGAUGCCAGAGCGGUCGGGCAAUGUGCACACCAAGAACUUUGAGACCUUCCUCAAGAAGCUGUCUGUGUACAAGGCGCCGUCGAGCGGCAGCGAGAACCUGGAACAGGGCCUGUUCACGCCCAUCGAUGAGGUGUGGGAGAAACAUUACGAUCCCCUCCAUGUCCUCCUGCGGGCCGUGCAUCGUCGCGACUUCCAGUCGUCGCUGGAUCGCUUCACCAACUAUGUGAAAAGCAAGGACAAGAUGCCGGCGAGCGGUAAUCUCUGGCCGCCGUUCCGCCUGCCGCAGGCAUUGCCCGCCACCAGCUCCUUCAGCGAUCCCUGUCGCAUCCUCAAUUCGCGCGUCUUCCACUCCACCAUCCUGUCGAUCCUCUUUCGUGCCGUCCACACGCGCGAUGUCUCGGAGCAUGUGCUGGCUUUGGCCAUCUUUCUGCUCGAAAUUGCCGUGGAGACCAGCGAGGAUGUGGGUGGCAGUGGCGUUAGUGGCAGCGGUGCUCCGCCUGCUGCUGCCAUGGUGGAAUCAUCGGGCGGCUCAGGCUAUCAUCAUGGCUACGGCUCUGGCUGCCAGGAGCCACCGAAGCUGUUUCAGUGCUAUCCCACGGACAACCUCAGCUGCAAUCUCCGUCAGAUGGUCAAGAAGGUGUCGCUAAAGUCGCGCGACCCGCAGGUGGUCACCUCCAGCUACCGCUCCAAUCCGUUCUACUCGGAUCUUGACUUUGAUGUGGACGCGGACCCGGAGCAGGCGUUGCGCAUGAUUGGUCAGUCGGAAUCUGAGGGCGAAGAUGCUACAAGAGGAGGCGCUGGAGGAGGAGCUGGCGCCAUCGGUGGUGGACUGGCCGCAGCGGGCGGUGUUAGAGGACGGAGUGUAUCAGAGGCCCUGGCCCUGAUGCGAGUGCCUGGCAUGGAGGUGGCCCUGCCGCCUGAUCUUUCGGUGGUCGCCGAAACGGGCGUUGUGAUCCGCCAGGACAGCAACGAAGAUGAGCUGCUAAGAGAUGGCGAUGAUCAUGCCAUGGACAUGAGUCCAGCCGCCGCCCUCGACUUUCACUUUCCGCUGCAGCAGAUUACGUUACCGGAGAGCGGCAUGGAGGUGGCCAUACGCCGGGAUCUCCUGCUAGCCGAGACGAACAAUGGGGGAGGAGGCGGCGGCGGAGCUGGAACUGGUACCGGACCCGGAGCUGGUGGAGCUGUUGGUGGUAUCACACAUACACCGGCGGCCAGCAAUGAGAUGUUCUCCCCGACCACGCCCACGGGCAGUGGCAUGCUGCUGCCCUUCCAGCGGGUCCAGCCCGUGGCCGUGCCAAGCAGCAGCGUCAACAUGGACAUUGUGCCAUCGAAUGUCGGCGGUGGCGGUGGCGGCGGUGGCAGUAGCUUCACCUCGGGCGUCAGCGGCGCCGUCGGCACUGGCAGUGGCAGUGGCGGUGGCCGGCGGAUGAACUAUGAGGCUGGCGGAGCCCGCAAACGAUCUGUGGACAUUGCCAUCGGCGGUGGCAGCAACAAAGAUGAGCUGAAUCUGGACGAGAGCAUACUGUCGCUGCUGCUGAAGUUGCACUCGCAGCUCUCGGGCACCCUGGAUAGCUUCUCGUUGAGUGAUGGCGAGGAGCGAGCCGAGGAUUCCAUGGAUGUGGACUGCAAUGAGGCCAGCACCUCGAGCACCGCCUUGGCUGAACGCGGACGUGGCAGUGCCAGCGGCGGCAGGCGCAACUACAAGAACAUCCACGUGUCCACCUCGCGGAUCGGCGACGGACCCUUCUUCAUUGGCAAUCUGCUGCGCAAGAUAGCCAAGCAGGACGAGCUCUGCGCCCAGAGCAUCGACGAGAUCCGUGCCCGCUUGUGGCCCAACCAGCGGGAGAAGCAGGCGGAGGCCAAGGCUCGCGAGACCAAGGAAAAGGAGGAGCGUCGCAAGAAGGCGCGCGAGCGCCAGCAAAAAAUGAUGCAGGAUUUUGCCAACAAGCAGAAGCAAUUCAUGCAAUCUGCGGCCGCGGCGGCCAGCAGCAUGGACUACGGCCUGGAGGAUGACGACGAGGAGGAGCUGUACGAGGAGCAGCCGCGCGAAAAGGAGUACGACUGCAUCAUCUGCAAUUGCACCACGCCCAGCACCGAAUCGAAUCCCAUCGGCCUGGUGGUGCUGGUCGAGUCCAGCGGGAUCGUUGGCCACCGUCGGCGCAUACCCGAGAGGCUGCCUCUGCCGCUAAACGUUGAGGAUGAGUACCAACUGGCGCAUGCCACCCGCCUGGCCGCCGAAUUUGGACGCCGCACAGAGCUGCUCAGCAUGAAGUUCGGCGACGAAUCCUGGUAUCUCUCCAACAACAUGGCCUACGACAACGGGGUCCAUGUGCAGUCGUGUGGCCAUCAUGUCCAUCUUGGCUGCCUGGAGGCAUACCUCAAAACGCUGUACACCACCCAGCGUCAGCCUGUGCAGGAUCGCGGUGAGUUCUACUGCCCGGUGUGCCGGCAGCUCUCCAACUCGGUGCUGCCACUCAGCCCGCAGCUGGACAGGCCCACGCAUCUGGUGCGCUCGGGUAAUCAGCCCUUUGAGCGCCUCGUGGCCGACCUAACCGAUCUUAUCAAGGAGAACGAGACGAUUCCGCAGCCCACAAAGCUAACAGAGGCCAUGGGCCAUGCCAUGGAGGUGAUGACCAAUAUAGCCCAGCGCAAGGUCAAGUGCGCCUCCAUCACCUUCCGCAAACUGUUCAUCUUUGUGACCUCGAUUGCCCGCACCAACCUGGAGGCGGAGAUCAUACAGCGUGGGGGAUCGCUAUGCUCGGCGAAUGCCACGCGUUACAAGCCGAAAAGGGACUGCAUUGUGCCGCUGCUGCAUGUGCUGUCAGUGCAUGUCCGGGUGCUGGUGGAGUGGCCUCUGUGGAGCAGCUGGGCCUCCUUGGCUGGUUUGCCUGUAAGCGAAACGGAGCCUUUGCCGGCGCACUGCCUGGAGCUGAUACCCAGCCUGCUGGCAGAUCCCAUAGCUUUGCUGCUGAAGUUUAUACUGCUGGCGCCGCUGCAUCUCGAUCAGGACUACUUUACCUGCAUGGUGAAGGUGAUGUACAACCUGUUGUACUAUCAAAUAGUGGUCCAGCUGUGCGUCACUCUCACGGAUCUCGAGUGCGAUCACAUACUGGCCACCUAUGGGAGCAGUAGCACCAGCGACAGCGAUGGCAGUGCCUCUGGGGAGGCCUCUGCCACGUACACACGACGCCGCCUUGGCCACCAUCAUCAGCAGCAACAGCAGGUCAACUCCUCACAGCUGGGCAAGGCCAUGGCCUUGGUCUUGGGACACACCAACAAGCUGUCGCAUCUGCGACGUGACAGUAUACCCAGCACCAGCAGUUCGGCGGCAGCAGCAGCAGCGGCCGCCUCGACAUCCUCCGUUGUUACCUCCUCCUCCUCCUCAUCAUCCGAGGUCAACCUCAAGUCCAUGGAGCUGCAACUGCAGACGCUGUGCCUGCCCUUUCUGCGUGUGGCCGCUUUGCUGCGUCAGCAUCUGUAUCACCACGAGAUGCCAGAGAUAUCGGCGCCACCGCUGGAGUUUGUGCGUCUCGUGUACUACCUGGAACUGGUCACCGACUCCAUGGACUGGGAUUGCUUCAAUGCCAGCAAGGGUCUGUGCUUUAUACCCGGCACCGAGCAGACGCUGCCGCAGUUCUGGUGCCAGCAGCUAAUGGACGUGCGUCCGCCCACGGAUACGGUGCGGGAGCUGGUGCUCAUCAAUCAGCAUUCGUUGUGGCAGCAGCCGCGACUCCUCGAGCUGCCGCGCGAGUACGAGCGCUUGUUUACGUACUACCAUGAACGGCCCUGCCUCAACUGCUACAAGGUGCCCAAGGAGAGCUCCAUCUGCCUGCUGUGCGGGACGAUUGUGUGCCUCAAACAGAACUGUUGUGCGGAGAAUGACUGCUGCGAGGCGGUGCGGCACACCCUAUCCUGCGGCGGCGGCAUUGGCAUCUUCCUGGUGGUCACCUCGACGUACAUCAUCGUCAUACGAGGCCGUCGUGCCUGCCUGUGGGGCUCCCUCUACUUGGACGACUUUGAUGAGGAGGAUCGCGAUCUCAAGCGCGGCAAACCGUUGUACUUGAGUCAGGAUCGCUUCAACCUGCUGGAGUCGCAGUGGCUGUCGCACAAGUUUGCCCACACAAAACACACCUGGGUAUUCCAUCGGGAUCUCUUGUGAAAUAUGGAAGACUUACUGCGCAGCAUACAGGAGCUGGUUGGCCAGAUCUAAGCGAAACACUGAAGCUGCAAUGGGCCGCUCCCAACCUAGUCGAACCACUCAGCCCGAAGCUCCUCCGACACACACACGCACACAAUCUCCAAAUCUCCAAUCAUCCAAAUCUCCAAUCAUCUCCAGCCUCUUUCACCUCCGUCCCCAUCGUGUUUCCUUUUUAUUUUCUAUGUUGUUUGCGGAGGAGGAGAAGGAAGGUGGGGAGUAGGAGUAGGAUAUGCCAGGCAAUCUCUUGUGUCCACGUCACCAAGCACCUUAGAAAGCAACCCUGGCAAUUUACAGUUAAUUGAUAUUACACACGCCCUUUAUACAUAUAUUACAAGCAUACUUCUAAUACGAAUACGAAACGCAGCCACAUAAAGGAUUUAUGUCAGCAAAUCUCCGGUCAGAAAAGAAGGAAACGUUUAGCAAGAAAUCUAGUACGACUUAUAAAUAUAUAUAUAUAUAUAAUAAAUAUAUAAAUAUGCUAUAUGAAGAAGCAAGGAA
Drosophila kikkawai is the source of this 8407-nucleotide messenger RNA. It is a transcript of the gene Ubr3, whose product is annotated as Ubr3 ubiquitin ligase. Gene Ontology annotation, cellular component: ubiquitin ligase complex; cytoplasm. Gene Ontology annotation, molecular function: zinc ion binding; ubiquitin protein ligase activity. The record is from RefSeq and is a predicted model, not a curated record. Gene Ontology annotation, biological process: ubiquitin-dependent protein catabolic process via the N-end rule pathway; protein ubiquitination. NCBI's taxonomy places the organism in Eukaryota, Metazoa, Arthropoda, Insecta, Diptera, Drosophilidae.